CCUUGGGAUAAAAAGAGCAAGAUCACAGACUGAGUCCCAUAUUGUGUGCCAGGAUCCCAGUCAACAUGAUGAUGAUACUGCUUGGGGUACUGCUCCAGUUGGUGGCGGCAACUUGGGCACAGUAUGAUUACUAUUACUCCCAGCAGGACUACACAGAUGGCGAUCAGUGGGUUAACCUUUUUAGGCAAGGAUUUAAUUUCCAGUGCCCUCAUGGACAGGUAGUGGUUGCCAUAAGAAGCACAUAUGGCAAAAAGGAUGGAUCAGAUAGAAGAUGGAAUUAUGGGUGUAUGCCAACCCCUCAUGAACUUGGAGAACCUACUGAAUGUUGGUGGGAAGAUAUAAACCGAGCCGGUCUGGAAUGGUAUCAGACAUGUUCUAAUAAUGGACUGGUAGCUGGAUUCCAGAGUCAGUACUUUGAUGCUGUCUUGGAUAGAGAAUGGCAAUUUUACUGCUGCCGUUACAGUCGAAGAUGCUCUUAUAGUUGCUGGUUGACACAAGACUAUCCAGGACACUAUGGGGAGGAAGUGGAUAUGGUUCUAUAUUCCUACGGCUAUUACAUAAGAGGAGCAACCACAACCUUCUCUGGAGUGGAAAGGGAUCGUCAAUGGAAGUAUAUCCUUUGCAGAAUGACAGAUUUUGACUGUGAAUUUGAAAACUUUUAGAGAAUGCCCAAGUCCAAUGUACGGAUCAAUACUGGUUGUAAAGAAACCGAAUAUGUAUUCUAGUUACUUUGCCUUUGCUUGUAUGAUUUUUGCAGAAGUUACUUGUCCUUUAUAGCUACAAACACAAUUAGGAUUGUCAUCACAGCAGUUGCUUAAAGCUUCACAGUGACAAAAUAAGAUAUAUCCUUAUGCCAAAAGGCACAGCUGAAAAUGUUAUAUUUUUUACUUUACAGCAAAGACUGCUUACAGCUUACCAUGUUAUAUACAUUGUCUGCCUUUCUAGUAUGCUUUAUUGUGUCUAUACAUGUGCUAUUAAAGAGGUUGUCCAGCGGCUGGGGGGUGGUAGGGCUGGGCGGUAUGGCCAAAUAUGUGUACAUUAUCGCAGUAUUUUUGUAACUUAUGGCAGUUCCACGGUAUAUAACAGUAUUCCCCCCCCCCCCCAAGAUUAAUCAUUAGCCCAGCUCUGCGCUGUCCUCAUCGGGGUAAAUACUCACAUAUCACCCGCAAGUGCUGCCCUCCUCGUCCUCCUGCUUGUUGUGGCCCCCGACACUGACACUCUAUAGCUGUAUCCCUAUGCCCCAGCUGCAAAGUAAACAAAAAUAAACUUUAACGCACGUUCCUACGUUGGCCUUACACUCUUCCUGGGGACGUGAACGCAGCGAUGUUCCGCCUUGGCCAGUGAUAGGCUGAGCCCACUGUCAUGUAAGAAGCCGGCUUGUUACAUGACAGUGCGCUCAAUCUAUCACCGGCCGAGGCGUCACAUCGCUGCGGUCGGUGAUAGGCUGAUGGCUCUCCCACGUUCCAUUCCCUAGGAAGCUGGUCCGGACUUACGAAGAAGGCGGGUUAAAGUUUAUUUUGUUUACCUUUUGCAGCCCGGGCAUAGGGAUACAGUGGAGCAGUGGUCUUCAACCUGCAGACCUGGGGACAGCGCUGGGCUGAUAAUUCAUUCAUUCCCGAGGGGGAGGGGCCAAACCGGUAUUGCGGUAUGGGUUAAAAUUCAUAUCGUGCAGCACAAAAAUUUCGGUAUUCGGUAUGAACCGGUAUACCGCCCAGCCCUAGGGGGUGGGUUUCAAAAGUAAACCUAAAAAGUAAAACAAACCUUUACAUACCUGCUGCGAUCCCGCAAAGCCUCCGAUGGCCCGCAGCGAUCCUCUUUCUGAGGAAUCGCUGGUGGGUCUAGACAUCAAUUGUGGCCAGCGAUUCGCUAAGUGGCAGUGUCACACAUUGGACCCUGGUGCUUCCCUGGCCUAACAUGUCAGGAUGCUGCUCAAGAAGACUAUCAGUCCAAAGCAGGACACCAGAGGCAAUGCUGGGGCACAGGAGGGGAGUAAAAGGUUUGUUUUGUCAUAUUCAACAGAUCGGGAAUAUUAUUGAAAAAAAAAAAAAAAAGCAACUGGAUAACCCUUUUAACAUUUGCUUCUGUACAAGACAGAGGGCCUCAAAAGCAUAUACAGUACAAAAAAUUGAAAUUUUUUGUAGGAACCAGUCAGAUUUCAGAUUUUCUUUCCUCCACCAUGUACAAACAUGAAAGCAGUGAUCUGAUUGGUUAGGGAGCUACUUUACGCAUAAGUGAGGCCCAAUGAUUUAUUUUUUACUGUAUGGAAAAACAAUGAUGUUCAAGACCUUUUUCACUUUAUAUUCAGUAGUAUGCAGGAUGGGCAUCCAAAUGCACAAAACUGUAUCAGCUAAAAUAAAAGGCUUUUUCAUAA
Messenger RNA from Hyla sarda, 2371 nucleotides. RefSeq names its product dermatopontin (gene DPT). Gene Ontology annotation, molecular function: extracellular matrix structural constituent. The record is from RefSeq and is a predicted model, not a curated record. The transcript has 4 exons. Gene Ontology annotation, biological process: collagen fibril organization. The coding region runs from base 66 to 662 and encodes 198 amino acids. Gene Ontology annotation, cellular component: extracellular matrix. Lineage: Eukaryota; Metazoa; Chordata; Amphibia; Anura; Hylidae.